This is a messenger RNA of Ramularia collo-cygni, 4527 nucleotides long. RefSeq lists its product as uncharacterized. Bases 1 to 4527 code for a protein of 1508 amino acids. NCBI's taxonomy places the organism in Eukaryota, Fungi, Ascomycota, Dothideomycetes, Mycosphaerellales, Mycosphaerellaceae. The record is from RefSeq and is a predicted model, not a curated record. Gene Ontology annotation, biological process: protein deubiquitination. Gene Ontology annotation, molecular function: cysteine-type deubiquitinase activity. The transcript has 2 exons.
AUGACCAGGAGCGACAGUGGCGCGAGUGGUUCCGGACGUGGAGCCUCGGGAGCUACAAGGUCGGCGUCUCCAGCUAAGAGACCUGCAUCGGAGAUGGAGGGCGUAGAGCAAGGAGAGGCAAACGGUGCGCCACAGGUUCGACAGMAGACACCAAAGGCGCCGUCAGGCCUUGCAGCGGAGUAUGAUGCAGCAUCGACAGAGGACUCUGCCAUGUCUGGGAUGACGCCUGCGAGUAAUGCUGUGGAGGAUGCCCAGGACGUAGAUGUUUCCACAUCAAGUGUGGAGGCUUCGUCUACAACCACAGCUGCGUCUAGCACGGAGUCCGUCGCCGUUGGAACACCUGCGGAAAGCGAAGAGAAGCAUCCCGAGCCUACACACAAAGAGCCGUACAACGCGGAGGAGGUCGACGCACAGAUAGCUCAUGUUCGGAAGCUCUCGGAGAAGCCGCUGGACGAAGGCGAUCGAGGUGUCGUCAUCUCAAACAAAUGGCUGCAGCGCGUUCAGUCGCGAAGCACAGAGGGUUUGGGCAAGCGCGGGUUUCCAAAGGAUGCAAGAGAAGGCCCAGUAGGCCCUCUCGAUAACUCAGACAUUACUCCUGAGAAUGCUUUCCAUGAGCCAAUGCAAGACGCGCAGAAGCAGCACUUCAUCCCGCUCAAUCCCGGUUACGCCGUGGGAGCGGAGAUUGAAGUUUUACCAUUUGACGCGUAUGGGUAUAUCGUUGGACUGUAUGGCACGAAACACUCCAAGCCCAUUGUUCGAUACGCUCACAACUCGGCCGAGCCCGGCACUGCCCAAAACAUCAUCUACGAGAUCUAUCCUCCAAUCUUGACCAUUCGCAAAGUGCCUCAACCGCAUAGUCAGAGCGGUACCCCUACCGCUAAGCAGACAACUUUGGUGAAACUCCGGGCGAAGAAGGAGCGGCGUGAAUUGUAUGGGCAGAAUUCUCCAGAUGACGCCGUUCGUAUCAUCACAUCCAGAAGCGAGAAGAUCCAACACUUCAUGACCCGCGCCAAGGAAGCUGUCAGCAUUCCGCGAACCACGAAAGUCAAGGUCUUUCGUUUGCUCGAUCCAGCGAAUGUUGCCGUUGAUUCGCCUGAUACAAGGGCGUCCGGUGUACCCUCGCCGCCUCCGUCGAGGUCGGGAUCUCCUACUCAAGGCUCCAGCACAUCUGUYCCGAAGCUGGUAUUAGACACUGCAACCUUCAACAAGAUGAAAGCUGGAGUGGAGCUCGAACCUGUGGACCUCCAAGACAACACUGCCAAUGACAAGUACAAUGGCAGCAUGGUGCUAGGACCGAUCGUCUUCGAAGAUCAGACGUUGGUGUUUGAGGAGCAACUCGGCGGACCCGGCGGCGGUGAAUUCUCAUCUGACUCCAAGCCAGGGCUGAGGCUUCAACUCCAGAAACCAAGCGGCUCGGCAGCAACGUCUGGUCGUACAAGUCCAGCGCCAACCGGCAUAAUGACCAGAGGCCGACACAAGAAAGGCGGGCGUACGCGUGGCACUGUCGGUCUUAACAAUCUCGGAAACACGUGCUACAUGAACUCUGCCCUUCAGUGCAUUCGAAGCGUAGAAGAGCUCGCAUUGUUCUUCAUGACCAAGAAAUACAAGAAGGAGAUUAACGUCGACAAUCCUCUUGGGCACAACGGGAGAAUGGCACAUGCAUAUUCCAGCGUCAUUGAAGGCAUCUACGGAAGCUCCUCCAGCAGCUCCUUUUCUCCAACAGCGUUCAAGAAAGCAMUCGGAAACGCACAACCAAUGUUUUCGGGUUGGGGACAGCAAGAUUCGCAAGAGUUUUUGAGUUUCCUCGUCGACGCGCUGCACGAGGACCUGAACCGAAUCAAGAAGAAGCCGUACAUUGAAAACCCAGACUCCGACGACGCGACAGUUCAUGAUCCACAAGCCAUUAUUGAACUUGGCGAGACGUAUCGCAACAAUCACAAGUUGAGAAACGACUCUGUUGCGAUGGACCUCUUCAGCGGGUUCUACAAGAACAAGAUGGAGUGUCCUGCUUGCGACAAGGUCAGCGUCACCUUCGAUCCCUUCUCGCUGCUCACAGUGCAGCUUCCAAUCAACGUCAAGAAGGAGCACACCGUGACGUUCUUCCCAAUCCAUGGCAGACCAGUUCGCCAUCGGCUUGACAUCGAUAACAACGCACCCUUCAAGGCUCUGAAGGAGUCAAUCGCAAGCAAACAUCCUGGCGUGGAAGCCAACCGCCUGAUCAUGGCUGAAUUCUUCAAUAACAAAAUCUACAAGCUGUUCGACGAUGCUUCUACGCUGGCCGACGAUAAUAUCGUUAAGAACGAUCACAUCUUCUUCCACGAAGUUGAUGGCGUUCCGACAAAUCCAGCGUUACCCGACAGACCAUACGCCUCGUACUCUGACAAGGAGGCACUGAGGAAGCUGCCCGCAGAUGCCAUGGAAUCGCCGAUGUCUGACUGUUUCGCUGUUCCUAUAUUUCACCAGAUUAAAGGCCCCGGAGAUUGUUGGAAAGUGGCAAUGACUCCCACAUGGAUUACAGUCACUCGCGAGGAGGCGAAGCACUACGACAUCAUCAUGAAAAAGAUUCUCAUUGCGGUGUCAAAGAUGACCAGCAGGCCAAUACUUCGAGAGUUUAGCCAUGAACAAGACUCCAAGGCAGACACCGAGAACGUACGAGAGUCCUCCAGCGCUGACGAUGCUGCGGUUGUUAGCGACACUUCCGAGGACAGCUACGUCAACGUUGAGAUGGGUACGCCAGCGACUGAGAUCACUGACUCGCAAAUAUUGGCGAAUGGUACGAGCGCCAUGCAGAUUGACGAGCGCGACCACACCGUCCCGGAAGAUUUCAUGAACCCCUCAUAUCAUCUGUCACCGGCACUCCGAGACCACCUAUUCGACGUCUAUGUGGGCGGUACUGAUGGUAAAUUGCAUGUCAAAGACGUUCCGAGAGACCGCGACCUGCAAUUGAUGCUCAAGCGUGUGAAGCUAGCUUCGCGGCGAUCGUCUGUGCAAUCUUCCAAUUCGGGUGGGUCCGGUUCGGACGAUGGAUCUGCCGAACAGGGCGACGGCGAGGACGACACCAACGACAGUGAUGGCCCUGACAUUGUUAUGGGCGGAGAAAAGUCACAGCCUGUCAUUGAAGACAGCGAGAGCGACGAUCCGAUAAUUCGCGAUAACGGCCCUGCUUCCUUUGACGGCCAAGCUCGACACGGUCGGGGGAAGAAGCAACGGCAGAAGAACAAGCGGUUUGACAAGAGGCAGCAGAGGCGCCAAAAAGAUCAGCAGCGGAAGAACAAACCCCAGUUUGGCAAUACAUUGCUCAACAACGUUGUUCAGCAAGACGAUGGCCCGUACUAUGUUCRGCUUGGUGAGGCCAUCGUGCUCAACUGGCGGAAAGAAGGAUUCGACUCCUUAUUUGAAGGCGAUUCGCAAGAUCCAAAGGMGAUGCGCGGCCAUCGUACCACCGGCGACGACGGAAUUGGCUGUGACAUGUUCCCCGACCCCGAGCUCAUUGCAAGACGCGCGCAGAUGCAGGCACGUAGGAAGAAUGGUGUUACUCUUGAGGAAUGCUUCACGGAAACUGGCAAGCGCGAGGUCCUCUCAGAGGACAACGCCUGGUACUGCAAUCGCUGCAAGGAGAUGCGUCUGGCUGCGAAGACCCUGGAAAUCUGGACCCUUCCAGACAUACUCGUCGUUCACCUAAAGCGCUUCGGCGGCGCUCGUGGCUCAAGAGACAAGAUUGACGUCCACGUUGACUAUCCAAUCACUGGACUUGACAUGACUGACAAGGUUGGGAGGAAGGAAGACGGCAAGGAGUACAUUUACGAUCUUUUCGCUGUGGACAACCACUACGGAGGUCUCGGCGGCGGCCACUACACAGCAAUGGCCAAGAACUUCAACGACGGCGAGUGGUAUGAUUACAACGACUCUUCUUGUAACCGGAUCAGCAACGAGGACAAGGUGCACUCUGCCGCUGCUUACUUGUUGUUCUACCGUCGUCGAUCGGACAAACCACUCGGGCCUCAAUACCUUCAGGAUCUGGUUACAGACUUCCACGCAGCCAGAGACUCCGCAAAUGAAGAUGAAUCUGAUUCGGGGGAAGGGAAGCUCGGCGGCCUGCCUCGCUCACAGCAUGGGUCGUCGAGCGCUUUAGCCGGAGUCGGAGCCGGGGUGAUGAGCAGCCAGGACAGCAGAGGAGGUGGUGGAGCUGGUCACGGGAGCAGUCUGACGGAGAUGAGUAGUAGCGCCACGUGGACGUUCAAUGCCUUGGACUCAGAAGACAAUACCGCAGAAUCUGAUGCCGGAAGCACAACUGCUCAGGGAGACGUAGGUGAUCGUGAAUCUGGAUCUCACGAUGAGGACCUUCCACCUAUCUACCCUGAGGUUUGGGGCAAGGACGAUGCGACAGGUUUCGAUGGUUCUUCGCCAGGACUUACGCAGCAUGUGGAAGAGAUUGACACCGACGCCGACGACAACGACCGUGUCGAUGAGAUUCGCCURGGUGCACCUUCGUCGUCGCGCUCAGUGUUCGAUGGCGGCCUUGAUUAG